CACCCCCGUGCGUCACAGAAUGGCUUCCGACACCCAGGGAGCCCCUGACGUGUCGGGGAGGAGCCCAGCGCGGAGGUACGCGGAGUGGAGCUCAGGGCUGCGGAAGGGAGCAGAGCUGAGAGGCUGGGCGGGCCUGGCCAGGCCAGCGGAGCAGAGACGUCGGCCGAGCGGCGGCGAACAUGCGCUUUUGACACAUUGGCGGCUUUCUUGAUCAUGGAUGGUGAAGAUAUACCGGAUUUUUCAAGUUUAAAGGAAGAAACUGCUUAUUGGAAGGAACUUUCCUUGAAGUAUAAGCAAAGCUUCCAGGAAGCUCGGGAUGAGCUAGUUGAAUUCCAGGAAGGAAGCAGAGAAUUAGAAGCAGAAUUGGAGGCACAGUUAGUACAGGCUGAACAAAGAAAUAGAGACCUGCAGGCUGAUAACCAAAGACUGAAAUACGAAGUGGAGGCGUUAAAGGAGAAACUAGAGCAUCAGUAUGCACAGAGCUAUAAGCAGGUCUCAGUGUUAGAAGAUGAUUUAAGUCAGACCCGGGCCAUUAAGGAGCAACUGCAUAAGUAUGUGAGAGAGCUGGAGCAGGCCAAUGAUGACCUGGAGCGAGCAAAACGGGCAACAAUAGUUUCACUGGAAGACUUUGAACAAAGGCUAAAUCAGGCCAUUGAACGAAAUGCAUUUUUAGAAAGUGAACUUGAUGAAAAGGAAUCUUUGUUGGUCUCAGUACAGAGGUUAAAGGAUGAAGCAAGAGAUUUAAGGCAAGAGCUAGCAGUUCGGGAACGGCAACAGGAAGUGACCCGAAAGUCUGCUCCCAGCUCUCCAACUCUGGACUGUGAGAAGAUGGAUUCUGCCGUCCAGGCUUCGCUCUCCUUGCCUGCAACGCCUGUGGGGAAAGGCACAGAAAACAGUUUUCCUUCACCAAAAGCUAUACCAAAUGGCUUUGGAACCAGUCCACUAACUCCUUCUGCUAGGAUAUCAGCACUAAACAUCGUGGGAGAUCUCUUGCGGAAAGUAGGGGCUUUAGAAUCCAAGUUAGCAGCUUGCAGGAACUUUGCAAAAGACCAAGCAUCCCGAAAAUCCUAUGUUCCAGGGAGCGUUAACUGUGGGGUAAUGAACAGCAACGGUCCAGAGUGCCCAAGGUCAGGGCGUGCAACUUUCUUCCAUAAAGGGAACUAACCAGUGCUGGAAUGGAAUGGAGUCUGUACCGUGACCGAGCGCGUUUGCCACCCACCUGUCCUAUACACCGCAUCACCUCAUCAGCUGCAGAGCGGCAUUUGAUUUAAUCACAACACUUGAUGGGUUAUGAAGAAGAUGAGGCUUUAAUCCGUAUGCUUUGCUGGACAGAUCAUCAAGUAGGGACGUCCAAUCUCAGUCUCUACUUAACCCUGACAUGCAGAGCCCAGCCCAGGUAAUUCGACAACAAGAAGCCAAUCCAAGAAGGAAGGAGUAGACAAAGUGGGUUUAUGGCAUGAUCUUCGCUUAGGCAAUCUUAAGGGACCUAGUAAAAAAGCCAUCACAGCUAGUAGAUGACUUUGGCAAGAUUGACUGAUAGAUACAGGGGCUGGAGAGGUGGCUCAGUGGUUAAGAGCACUGUCUGCUUUUUCAGAGGUCCAGAGUUCAAUUCCCAGCAACCACAUGGUGGCUCACAACCAUCUGUAAUGGGAUCCGAUGCCCUCUUCUGGUGUAACUGAAGACAGCUAUAAUGUAUUCAUAUACAUUAAAUAAAUUAAAAAAAAAAAACAAAAACCAAAACAAAACAAACACCAGCCAGAGUAUAUACAGAAUUGUAGUGUCCAAGUAAAUCACUGAAAGACAGUGCAACUGAAAAGAUUCACAGGCGGGAUGAACUGGCAUUUACGUGUGCUUCUGUAAACAUGUUCAGUGCCAUUAGUGUACUGGCUGGUUUUUUGUCAGCAUGGCAUAAGCUAGUAAUCAGAGAGGAAGGAAAAAUGCCUCUAUAAGAUAAGGCUGUAGGGCAUUUUCUCCAUUAGUGAUCAAUGUGUGAGGGCCCAGCCUAUUUAGGGUGGGGCCACCCCUGAGCUGGUGGUCCUGGGUUCUAUAAGAAAGCAGGUUGAGCAAGCCAUGGGGAGCAAGCCAGUAAGCAGCAUCCCUCCAUGGCCUCUGCUUCAGUUCCUGCUUCCUGGUUCAUGCCCUGACUUCCUUCAAUGAUGAAGCGUAAGUCGAAUAAACCCUUUCCUCCCCAGCUUGCUUCUUGGUCAUGGUAUUUCAAAGCAAAUCGAGCACAAUUCGAGGGGCUGGGGUCCUAACUGUUAAAGUGUCUGCCACACAAACAUCAAGACUAAAGCUUAGAUCCCCAGCACCCACAAAAGCUGACUGAGGGCACGUAGUCCCAGUGCUGGGAACUGCUGGCCAGCUGUUUAUCCUGGCUGCAUCUGAGCUCCAGCUUCAGAGAGAGGCACUGGGAAACAAGGUAGAGCACGACUGAGGAGGGCGCUGACCUCUAGCCUCUACGCAUGUGCAAGUGCUCAUAAUUGGGGGAGUGAGAUUAGAGCCGGGGUCCAGCUCAGGAUAAGCAAACAUCCCAAAGCAAAGGAAACACACAUCCUGUGGUGCGUGACUAUCUUGAUAAACAGCUAUUAAAUACAUUCAGUAUUACUUUUCAUCAUGAGAAAUAUUUGUAAUUAUUAAGCCAAAAGUUUGUAUUAGCCUCAAAAUUUUUAAAUUUUGCGUGUAUGAGUGUUUUGCCUGUUUGUAUGCUGAUGUACCUCGUGAAUGCAGUACCCAUGGAGGCCAGAAGAGGGCAGCAUGUGAGCCACCAUGUGGGUGGAUGCUGGGAACCAAACCUGGGUUGGUCCUGGACAAGGGCAACAGGUGCCCUUGUUAUAAACUUCAGCCAUCACGCCAGCAUACAAAAAGCAUACAAAAGUGAUUCCUUGGCUUAUAAAGCUGCUGGCCACAGACGCUUUGCAUGUGUGCAGCUGUAAGCAACAGUCACCAUUUCUUUUGUCAGGUGCUCCCUUCAUCCUGCGACUUCCACACAGCUCUGUCAGUCUUUGGGCUUUGGCUAAGAUCAUAGUUGUUGGGUGCAUGCAUGAAGAUAUAGAACUAUGAAGUUAAAGGAAAGAUUUUUUUCUGAAGGUUUGGUCACAGUUUGUACCUCCUACCGGUGCCUAUACCUAGCUAGUAAGAGCAGGGCCACCCCACGCUGGCCUUUAGCAUGAAUAACAGCCCUCUCCCAAUCGAGGCCAUAAAAUGGUAUCAUAUGGGUACCAAAAGUGAUGCUUGGAGCUGUCUGAAAUUACAUUCCCAGCAGCGCAGGGGAAAGGCACACUCUGCCUCCUCCUGGAGAUGUGCUGGACAGUUAUGUGUUGCUUAAGGGUAUUUGUGGGCACAGGACCAUAUUACAGCAAGGAUACUUCUCUUGGCCACCAUCCCCAGGUCUGUCUAAGAAGCAAAUCCAAUAAUCUAGGGGACAGCUGCUCUGGUCCUCAGCAGGACAGUGGCUCGGUGACAAGGUGACAGUUGGGUGCUAUAUUGUCUCCCAGCUUCAGUUUCAUCUUGGUUCCAGUACGGCCAUGUGACCCUGUCCCGCAGGGCAAGCCUGCCGUUCCUACCUGAAGCUUGCGAAGCUGCUUGAUCACUUCAUCCCGGGCCUUGUUGGCGGCCUCGAUCUGAGCCUCCAGGUCCUUCAGGUCUAUCUCCAUCUUCUUCUUUGAAGCCACAGCAAGUGCCCGCUGCUUCCGCUCAUCCUCCAGCUCUGCCUCGAGCUCCCGUACCUGAAGGACAGUGUGGACUGCAUUAUCCUGGCCUCUAGUUCCUUGGCUAGGGGAGCUCGUCACUGCAGAGGUUCCUGAUACCAACAAGUCCCCAUGUAUUACUAACAAAAGCUCCAGGACUGGGUUUAGUUCAGAAGGCCUUGGCAACCACUACGUGGGAUAGGCUACGCUUGCUGGUAGCUACUAGGGGACCGAAGGAGGAAGACCUUAGGCUCACAGUGACAGGUGACUCUAAAUCAGAAAGAUAGGAGGCACAAGACAAUCAUAAGAUUCUUUUUAUGUCUUUAAUUCCAACACUUGGGAUUAAACUCUGUUUGAGUACAUAGAGAAACCCUGUCUCCCAAGAACCAAACCAAGCAAACAAGCACACACAAAGAAUUAAACAUCAACCCUCUUCUCUCAUGAGGAACCCUUUAAGGUGGUUCAGUGGUAGAGUGCUUACCUAGUAUGUGCAAAGUCCUAGGUUUGAUCCCAGCCUUCCGAAGGGGGUGGGGUGAUUUAAGGAGGCCAUGAUAUAUGAAUGAUGGGCACCUGCAGUGUCUCCCCAUCUGAGAGACAGGUUUUCCCCUAGUCUCAUACCCUGAGUACUCCGAUGGCUUCACAGACACCCUAGCUAAGCAGCAGUGACAUUGGAGAAAGAGAAAAUCUAAACUACUUACUGCCAGACUCAACAUGUCCUGCAGCUAAUGCUUCCCAGUGCCAGCUACAGGGCCGACUGCUGGGCCGGCUGAGAACGCACGAGCCAGGCUCUGCAGGCCAUGCCUCCCCCACCUACCUGCUUGAGCAGCAGCCGCUUCUUCUCUUCAUUCUGCUCAUCUCUGGUUUGCAGGUCCCUCUCAAACUGGGCCUUCAUGGCCUGCAUGUUGACUUCCAGGCGGAGUUUGGCGUCCUCAGUGGCCUGCAACUCGUCCUCCAGCUCCUCCAGCUGGGUCCUCAUCUCCUCCACCUGCUGCUCCAGGGCCCGCUUGGACUUCUCCAGCUCGUGGACCUAAGGCGCAGCAAACAUCAGACUGGUGAGCAGAGGCUGCUGCUCUUGGAUCAGAGAUGUGACCUAAACCUACAGUUCUGACUUCUGUGGUCACACGUGUUUUAAUCACCCCACUUGAAUGACGGGACUUUGAAGCUAAAGCAGUCACAUCACCCGCAGAGUGUGAGGCUGCAUGAGCCUUAGAAGUCACUCACAAUGGAAAGGCUCAUGGGCCACCUGGGAUAGAGGUAGUCUGCAAAGCAGGGCACAGCCACAAGGUCUGACCUUUCUCUGAACAGUGCCCUCCACAAAGACGAGCCUUCUGAGCCUGGAGCUCCACUGGGUACCUCCACCUCCUGUCCCAAGUAACCUGCCCAACCUCUUGAAGCAGACCUAUGUGUUAUCGAAUGUCCGGGGCUCACAAUCACGUUAGCUUCACGGGCAAGCAGCAGAACUUAGGAAGAUCCAUUCCUAAGUAGUGUUUGGUAACUCGUCAGUCACCAUGAGUGUGAGUGUCAGUUACUGUGGAGAAAAUGACUAGGGAACCACUACAGUCUUCUCUUCACUGCUACAUGGCUCUGUGAGUUCAAAGCCAGCCUGUUCUACAAAGUGAGCUCCAGGACAGCCAGAGCUGCUACACAGAAGAGCCCUGUCUCAAAACCCCAAAAUAAUGGAAGUUGGCAGAAGAGCCAAGGGGAAUGUCCCUUUGAAUUGCAGGUCCAAAUUUACUCUGUAGCUUUCUGCUAGUUAGAUACUGAGGGAGGGCACAGGGCAAGGAACUAGCAUGGGGACUCUUGGAGAAGGCACACAUGUGAGAGCUCACAGAAAUGUCUCAACUGUAAGUCCUGACAGCUGCAGACACCCUGAAGGCCAGCACUCAGGUCUCAGGAAGGCCAGGCAGGGAGUGGAGUAAAUGUGCUUCAGUUCCCAGGGGAUCUUGGGACAUCCAGGUUUGUAACCACUGACAAUGCAGAUAUGAGAGGUGCCUCUGCCAGGAUGAACUGGGGCAGGGAGGGCCAGGGUAAGGGUCAACAUCUGGCUGUCUGCUAGGGGUUCUGCAAUAAUUCCACAUCUGGGGUCUGGGGAGAAGGUCUCAGCAGUAAAGAACACUGCGUGCUCUUCUGGAGGACCUGGGUUCAACUUGCAGCCCACAUGGCAGCUCACAACCACCAGCAGGUCUAGUCCCAAGGGAUCCAAUCCCUCUCUGCCCUCAAGGGCAUAGGGCAUGUGCAUGGCACGCAGACAUGGAUCUCGGCGCAGGUGAAUGGGAGAACACAUCUGCCUCCAGGACAGGGCUCAAGUUGGCUCUGCUAUGGUCCCAGGCUGUUUCUGUCCUUGCAACUACAGAUGACUUACGUUCUUCCCCACAUCAUCUUUCGAGCUCAUGAGGUCUUCCAUGUCUGCCCGAAGCUGCUUAUUCUGCCUCUCGAAUUCCUCCUUGGCCUCCAAGGCCUCCUCCAGGGCCCGCGCCAGGGAGAGCGCCUUGGUUUCUUUCUCUCUGGCCUCAGCUUCAGCCCGGUCCCGUUCUUCUGCAUAGCGAGCAGAGAUGCCCUUCUCUUCUGCCAACAGCUGUGUGAGAGCAGAGCACGGUGAAAACACCACUUGCCACGCCUAAGGACACUGCAGAGGGCCCUACGCACCCCAAGGCUCUCUGAGUGCCAAUGAUGCCGCGACUGGAAAGCUCCAGCCUGUGCUCAUGGGAUAGGCCACAGUCAAAGCACACGGCGCUGCACAGGCCGUAAGCACAGGCUUAUGUGGAACACUGAGGUCCUGUCCUGUACAUUACUGUGUAGGUGCACAUUCCCCAGUGAGGCAUUCUCAAGCCUGGGAUAGUGCUUGUCCUAAGAACCGUGCAUGGUGGUAUUUAUUCCCCUGUGCAGGACUCAUGGGCGCCCCCAUACUUCCUUUUUAUGUUUUCUGAACACUGUAUAAGUGUGUAUUGCAUUUAAAUAAGAAAAGAUUGUCUUAAACCGAAACCAAAGUGAGAGCCUUGUCAGGAUGUGGAGCCUAAGGGCCUGGACAAACGCCUCACCUGGUCAAACUUCUUCUGUUUCUUCUCCAAGUUGGAGACGAUCUGGCGCUGGUGGUCCAGGUCCACCGUCAGGUCAUCCAGCUCCUGUUGCAGCCGGUUCUUGGUCUUCUCCAGCUUGUCAUAUGCUAGGACCUUUUCCUCCAGUCGCUGACUCAGUGCCUCCACGUCCUUAAGCAGUUUCUUCUUGGCUUCUUCCAAACCCUCAAUUGUCCCCAGGUCAUCGUCCACUUUCUUCUUGGUGUCAGCCAGCUAGGUUUUGGGUAAGGAAGCAAGGGUCAUAAGAACUUGUCUGAUUUUUGCAUUUCAAGAAUCAACACUUGUUUUCAAUAUUAUAAGCCAGCACGGUAUGCUUCUAACCCAAGUCCUGAAACAACCCUUAGCUAAGCUGUAAAUUGGAACUGAGGCCCCACAGAAGCCAUACUUCUGUCUGUAAAGGUUGUCAAGUUAUGGAGAGGACAUUAGUGUUUGGCUGGGUCAAAGAAAAAAAAUCAUGUACCGAGCUUAAUUUAGUUCAACCUAAUUAACUGUCCCAAAAUGCAGAGGCUGAGUCCACGUGGCUAGGCCACCGCUGUCCCUGCACAUAUCUAGAGCACCGCUGUUCCCAAAAAGGACACACACCUGGGACUGCAGGGCCAACACCUGCUUUUCCAAGUUCUUCCUGGCCUCCUCUUCCUCCUCCUGCUGCUCCUGAAGGCUGUUCUUCUCCUCCUCCAGCUGCCGGAUCCGACUGCUCAGGUUCAGUUUCUGCCGCGUCUCCUCCUGAAGGAGCUCCUGUAUGUUUAAGAGGGAGCGCCUAGGUUACCUGCAGCGAACACUGGGGCUCGAUCCCACCAGAGGAACAAAAGGCCCAAACUAAAGUAACUCUCUGGACAAUUAGGCCACAAAAAAGCAAGCGCUCCUGUGGACAAGAAAUAGCCAGCGACAGGUAAACAGUCUCAUUCUUGCCUAGGCCCACACAUAUGCCUUCCACACAUGCGGCUCCUGCUGCAGUCUCUUCCUUGGCACUCCUCUGCCUCAAUCCCAGCACUCAGCAGGCAAGCUGACUGACUUCCCCCAAAUCUCCAUGCAACCAUGUCCUUGCUGCUUUUAGCCGUGAGCACUCUUCAAGGUGACACAUGGCUCCUGCCUCCUGCAGCCUCCCUGACCAGGCUGCUCAGGGGCUGCGCUGGUUGCUUAACUUGUCCCUGUAACUUAAUUACCCUGCAGUUUAACCGAGACCUCUACCCCCAUAUUUUGAGCACCUCACUCCAAAUGCAGAAACAGUGUCUGUCAAUGACUGCCCCAUCACAGAAAUGCAUGCAGCACGUGCUCUCGGCACGCGUGUAGCAUUGUGAUACAUUAGAGCUUUACUUUAUUCACGCCCUCUCCAUCCCCUGCUCCCCGAGUACCUGUGUGUCCUGUAGCUGAGACUCGAGACCUGCGGCGUCCUUAGCGAACUUCAUUCCUUUCUUCUCGGCUUCUUCCAGCAGGGUUGAGACAUUAUCCAGCUCAUUCUGCAAGGAGGUAAGGAAGAAACUCGGUUCCACAGUAAGAAAAGACCAUCAGAGCCCUUAGAGAACACAGCAGCACGUGAGUGUGCACAUGUAUGAGAAUUCGAACUAGAAAAUAAAUUCAGUGAAUGCUUACCACCCAGCCGGAGCUAAAACCCACUCCACAGCCCCCUUCCCACGGCCUCUGGUUGAAAGGGCAGGGAGCGCAGGGACCUGUGAUCCUCUUCGUGUUUUACUUUGACCACCACAAAAAGACAAAACAAAACCACGCUGGAGGGCGGGAAGGGCCAGUUUGGGCCAGCAGGUGGUUUCCUCCAUGUUAAUUUGCACUAAGCACAUGCCGGGGGCACAUGGAGUUUACAUCCUUACAGAACUUGACAUUUAAGGGACUCAAGGAGAUAUGUACAUGCUGGUAAUCAGCCAAAAUGUCUGCAGCUGUGAGGAGUGGCAUACUCACAUUCAGUGUGAGCAUAAGUCGCUGAGGAUCAGAUUUUAGGAAUAGUGUGACACCUCCCCCUUCAUCUCCUCCCCAAUGAGAGAGGUCUCCAAACAGGGCUGGAGAGAUGGCUCAGACCAUAAGAGCACUGGCUGCACUUCUGGAAGGUCUAGGUUCAGUUCCCAGCACCAAGCUCAUAGUGGUCUGUAACUCCCACCCUAGGGAUCUGCACCCUCUUCUGACCUUGGUGCGUAUCGAGCAUAGAGGUGAUGCACAGACAAACAUGUGGACAAAACUCGUGAGACUGUGCAGUGGUGGCGCACACCUUUAAUACCAGGGAGGCAGAGGCAGGUGGAUCUCUGUGAGAGGUCAUUCUGGUCAAGAAGCAAGUUCAAGGACAGCCACAGCUACACAGACAAACCCUGUCUCAAAACAUGCACGCUCACAUUUUAAUGAGUGUUGUGCAUGUAGAUAGAAAGUGGAGGAACAGCAGGGCAGGUUGUCUUCACUUGUCUUCUGGCUGUAUGACUAUGGGGAGCGAUAUGGAAGAUACAUUGUAUGCCUAACAGGAUAGCCUUGUUUCUAUUACUUCUGUAGCAACAUCCUUCAGUGCUCUGGGUGCAGGGGACUGGGGAAGAUCUCUGGUGUUGAGAGGGACCUCCUCUUCUACCUGAGAUCUGAAGAGGACAGAGAGGUGGCUUAGGUUCUAUGAGCCACAGCCUUCUUGCCGCCCUAUGGAGGAUGAGAGUGGGGGUAGUGGCUAUGUACACAGGAGCCCAGUGCUUCCCAGGAACCCUCUGAUGUCCCUCACCUUGUUCAGAACACUUGUUUCUAACUGCUGCCUUUAAGGAAUACCUUCCAAGAUCCCUGAGAGCCCACACACGAGGCACACAGGGAUGUUCUGUACACAGGCCAAAGGCUGGUCUCCUUAAGAGGCCUGCUUCUGACAUCCCUGGCUAGAUCCGGAAAGUUGGAUUUGAGGUGGGGUCUGACACUAGGUCCACUGUGCCUGUGCUCAGAGCACCUGCCACCUGUCCUUCCAGGCUGACGGCCUACACGACCCACAGCACCCACUUCUCAGCAACAAACAGCCUACUAUGCUGAGUGAAUGAUAGGAUCCCUGAAGGGCGACUGCCACCACUGUCCCCACCCUGCUGAAGAAACUGGGCACACGCUGUGGGACUGGGCUGGAGGUUCCCCAGCUGGCCACCAGAGUCAGGCAGCUCCAGCUUCCUUCCCUAGAACAGGAGACCUCAAACCUCUGUGACAACCACUUCUGUACUCUGUGCAGCGAGGCAGUGGCACAAACACCUCUUUCCUAACAGUGACUCCUCUGGGAAGUCACCUUACUGCUGUGCCGGAGUCUGUUACUAGGCAUGAAGGCGCCUUUGCACAUAUUCCUACAGUGAGCAGCUUUAACGCUGAGCCUGUGCCACUGUAAUACUCUAAAGACUUCUGUGUGCAGCUGGACUAACGGAGAAGGUGAGACGCACUCAGCUACAGCCACGCUGGCUAGGUCUAAACUCACACGUCUUUUUUUAAAAAAAGAUGUAUUUAUUUUAUUUAUAUGAGUACACUGUAGCCGACUUCAGACACACCAGAAGAGGGCAGCAGAUCCCAUUACAGAUGGUUGUGAGCCACCUUGUGGUUGCUGGGAUUUGAACUCAGGACCUCUAGAAGAACAGUCAGUGCUCUUAACCACUGAGCCAUCUCUCCAGCCCUAAACUCACAUGUCUUAUUCUUUAAAGGGAUUGCUUAACUUACACACACACACACACACACACACACACACACACACACACACACACACACACAACUUAAGGGUUCCCCAGAUUUAAUUGAGACACUUUCCAGGUAUGCAAGAGAACACGCCAGAGCCCAUACCUGUAGCUUGUUUGCUUUCUCGGCCAGUUCUACCCUGAGCCUGUCACCUUCUGACACCUUGGCGUGGAGCUCCUGGACCUGGGCAUCGAGCUUCUUCCUCUUGUGCUCUGACUCAGCCUUGACUUGCUGCAGCACCUUCACCUCACACGCCAGCUCCUUGUUGUCCGUCUCCAGGCCCUGUUUGUUCUUCUCCAGAUUGGCUUUGAACUAGCAGAGGGGAGAGAGGAACUCAUCAGCGGUUGUCUCACAAUACUCCAUAAAAGUGCAGACGUCUGUGGGCACACAGUGAGCCUGCAACACCACGUGUGCGCUGCAGGAGUGCCUGAGCACUCCCACUAUGGGAGACCUUGUGAGUUGUUGCAGCACUAUGGGCUGUGAGCCGCUCAUCAGACUGUGGUUCUCCUCCAUACAGGGCACAGGGAAGAACUGCGUGCCUUCGGUGCGUGUCUUCAGUAUCAAGUUGUCAGAAACGUUAUCCCAAACUUACUGAGUUUGGAACACGGACUGGGUCUCUGGUUAGAGACAAGGCUACCCAGGGCUCUGUCUGUGGUUAUGGAACUUGGCUCUAAUCAGUCUUCCCACUUAUUGGCUGGGUGACCUAAACGUAUGUGCUGGGCCUCAGUUUCCUUAUCCUUUAAAUGACAAUGACAGGUUAUGCGACAGUGCUGAAGCCAGGACUCUCAGAGUACUAAACAGCAGAGACUGACCCUCACUAGCGUGCUGACACCAUCACCCUGCACAGGGAAGGAUGAAAAGAGAAAGGAGAGGGACAGAAGCAAAAUGGCAGGAAGGCAAGGAAGUGUGUGGGGGAGGAGGAGGAAGGAGGCCGAGUGGGAGGGUAGGAGGCCGAGGAGAGCACAGCGGGGUGAAGAGCAGUAUGGAAGGGCAGGAAGGGCUGGCAGUGGUCCUGUGGCUUCUGGCCUCAGCCGAGAGGCUCAGCAAUGCUCCACAGAGGCUGGGAGCGAGUGAGCUGGUGUAGCUAGAGGGGACGUCCAGCAGGUGAGUCUCACGGGGUCCUCACCCUCUUAGCCUGUUCCAGUUGCUCAGAGAGUUCCUCCAGUGCCGUGGCGUGCCUCUGUCUCAUGUCCUGGAUCUGAGCUUCGUGGUUCUUAGUUUCAUCCUCAAGAGCCUUCUUCAGCUCAGCUACUUCCUGCUCCCGCUUUGUGCUAGAGACAUUUUUUUUUUUUAAAGUACAAAGGUCAGAAUUGGCUAAGCAAUGAAAUUAAAACCCAUUUUAUGUGCUAUUUGUGCUUAGUGAACCUUACAGAAGGUCUUUGAUAGACACUAGCCAUGUUAUUUCCAGUAAGUGGGCUUGAUCAGUUCUGUGGCAUCAGACAUCCUUCUAGAAACAGUACAACGUGCCCUCCACACUGACUUAUACAACCAGGAUUCACUGUGAUAUCCAUAAAGGUCAUCUAGUCUUUUUACGCAGUCUGCUUAACACAUGAUGCCAAGCUUCCUCAGUCUAGCCAACUUUCUGAAGUAAAUCCCACAAGGCUUGUAGCAGCAAAGGUGCUCCCCAUUGUAAGCAAGCCUACUUGUCACCCUUGUGAAGCAGUUACAGGGAACUAAUGUUACAGGGGAGGUGUAAGGUAAGGCAGGCUGAAGGGUCACAUCUCUCUAGAAAGGUCUUGGUGUGUGGUUGGGGAUUUAGCUCAGUGGUAGAGCGCUUGCCUAGGAAGCGCAAGGCCCUGGGUUCGGUCCCCAGCUCCGGAAAAAAAAAAAAAAAAAAAAAAAGAAAGGUCUUGGUGUUGGAGCCUGGUACUGGGCACAGGAGAUAAAAAUAUCGUAGGAUUUGAAUGCUCAGAAUGAAAUUGAGGGGUUUCAUAACUGCACUGAUGUCGUGAAGAUCACUAGUAUUAAACAUCCCUGUGUGGCUUUCUAGUAUUUUCUAACUGUCUAUGGCACAUGGGGGCAACAUGAACAACCCAGUUAUUUUACUAACCAGGAGUGAAUUCGCCUUCCUCAUGUGGUAAGCCAGGUUUUAGAUCAGUCAACCUGAACAUCAUGUUCAGGUGCACAGCCUGAGAGAUGGAAACCAGAGGCUGCGAUAUAGCCUUGCUCCGUGGUAGAGCUCCUAGCCUGUGGCAGCCCUUUGACUACCACCUGCUCGCUUCCUGAAACCAGUAAGGUGACCGACUCCUGCAGAGACCUACGUCAGCGUGUCUGCAGAGUCCAAGGUCACCCUGAAAGGCAUAUCUGAAAGACUUGCUCUCUGCUUUCAGAUGUUUAGGGGGACCUCUUCUACCCAACACAACUCAAAACACCAAGUCAAUGCAGAUGACAAAAAUUUAUUGUGAUCAAGUCCUCAUGCUUUGGGGAACAAAGGAUGACUAACGGGAGCUGUGGCUAGGAAUGGUCAUUAUGUUUUGGGGAGCAAAGGAUGAAAAAAGGAGUCUUUAUUUAUGUUCAGAAACAGAAGAUGAAUAACAGAAGCUGGUCAGCUAUUGGGGAGUCCCCAGGUCCCUUAGGGCUGGGAACGAGAGCUUAGUUUCACCCCAUCACUAAAGUGGAGUCUGAAAACAAAAUGAUAGCACUUAGGAUAAGUUUCUUUUGCUUGUUCCCAACACAGAUGUGAAACCCAUGCCAAUGAUACGUUUCUCUCCUCCCUAUUCUCAGCUGAGAGAGAGGGCAGAGGUCACAGCCACGAGAGGGCUGCUGCAGCUGGCAGCUCUGGUUAGAUGUAGUCUAGACAGAAGAGUCAUGGAAGCCACUUUAGCUGCAAGUGCUGCUGGCUCAGACACUUACUUGGUCUGGCCUGUCCUUGGCUAGUGCUCAUCAACAUUACUUCAACACAGCUGGUGGCUCCCGCUUAUUAGAUGUCCAGGAAAGGCCCUGCUACGCUCAUUGCCUUUUCAGUGUGUUCCUGGUCUCUACUUGAAUCCCAACAUCACAGGAACUCUUUCGCACAGAAGAGAAACCCAUGUCCCCCACUAGGGGACAAGGUAGGGUUCGGUGAGCACUCCGACCAGUCUUGGUAAGAGCACACCACACACCAGGUUUUAGAUGAACCAGAGCCAUGCCUAGUAUUGUGUUCACCACCACCAAGCACAUGCUUGGUUUUGGUAAUGGUGUACACACCAUUUCAAGCUUUUAACACAGAAAGUCUCUGCAGCCCAGGCUGGCUUCAAACUUGUGGCAAUCCUCCUGUCUCGGUCACCCAGGUGCCUGAGCAACCACCCGCAGUAUCUGUGCAAGAGCUGAGCGGGAAGAAGUGGUUAGAGUUGUGGUCAAAGGCCCAUCUGUGGAGCUAGAAAUCCACCAAGAAGCUAAGAGUCUAUUCUGCUCUUGCGGAUUCCUGGGUUCGGUUCCCAGGACCUCCAUCUUGCAGGGAGUGCCGACGCCUCCUUCUGGCCUCUUGUAACUCCAGCUUCAGGAGAUCUGAACAUUUAGUUCUUCAGACACAUGCACACAUGGGCACAUACCUCAACCCUCGUUAAAAAUAUAAAAAUACAAAGACCUUCUGAGGGUGGGUAUGUGUGCAAAUUUAGUUGUAUAAAGCAGAAAGAAUCUGUGAAAAGCAGGCCAGAACUUAGAAUGCUGCUGCACACGCAAACCCUGGGCAGUUUGUUGUGAUGGCUGCUCGUGCCUUCCCUGAGUGCUCCUGAAACUGGGGUUGGGGAUGGAGGGUCUGCCCUGGUCUCGCUGUUCUCUGCAGCCAUCUGCUAUCUAGACACAAAUCUGUCAUUCUUCCAGGGGCCUGUUUCCUGAUCAAUGAGUAGAUCCUGGUGUCACAUCCUGACCUUCCUGGAAAGGGGGUGGGGACCACUGGCUUUUGGCAUACUGAUCCUCCUUCUGGGUACUUGGUGUCUACUUUAUUUUUUUUUUAUUUUAUUUUUUUUUAAUUUAUUUAUUUAUUUUUUUUUUUGGUUCUUUUUUUCAGAGCUGGGGACCGAACCCAGGGCCUUGCGCUUCCUAGGCAAGCGCUCUACCACUGAGCUAAAUCCCCAACCCCUGGUGUCUACUUUAUUAAUGUGACAGUGUAGCCUCCCACUGUAGCACUGGUGGCCCGUCCAUCAUGCAUAUCCUAGAGCAUCUGACAGGCACACAUGUGUGUGUAGACUGUGCACACUUACACAACAAGCUCAGUCACUAGCCUAGGCAGUGUGGGUUCCUUUCUGUCUGGAUUUACAGUCACAUGGAGGGAGCAGUGGCAAGCAGGAGGCAAGGACAGCAGGGUGGAAGGUGUCUCAGUGGCCUCACAGAUGACAUCUACAUUGCCAGUGGCCCUGCCUAGUCAGUGAGUUGUGAUAGCUGUAGGUUCCUGACUAUGAGCCUUCUCAGGCUAUGUCUACCUAUGCCUGGCUCUUGGUAGUAUCCUGUGCAGAACAUUCCAGGGCCUGUGCUCACUCUUUUCUUACAGGGCUGGGACUGAACCUCCGCCUUCUGCAUACUCAGCAAGCACUCUGAGCUGUCCCGGCUUUGCACCCGUUAGCACCCCUCCUCCUCCUCUGCUUCCCUUCCAGUGCCCAUUGCUACUGUACUGCCUGCGGGUGGCCUCUGCACCCCUGCUUCCCUUCCAGUGCCCAUGGCUACUGUACUGCCUGCGGGUGGCCACCGCUCCACUGCUUCUGUCUUCAUCCUGUCCUUCCCUUGGUUCUGCCUGCUGUCUCCUCCUGACUUCAGCUUCUACCGUGUCUCUCACCUCAAUCUGCUGUGUGGCUGCUUACUAACCACCAUGCUUUGUCACCAAUUUCCUGCUCUCCUUCCAGGAGGAAGUGGGCUAUCGAUUUGAAUGGCAUCCACUGUGGAGUGGACUGGAAAACCCAGCAUGGUGGAGCCCCUCACUCACCGGAGUUCCUGCUGAGCUGCUGUGGUGUCUAGGGUGUCCUCCAGUUCUGUCUUUAGAGCUUCCAGCUCCUCACUCAGGUCCCGUUUUUGUUUCUCAGCCUUGUUCCUUGAAGCCUUUUCAGACUCAAAGUCUUCCUGGAGCUCGGCGAUUUGGGCCUGCAGCUCCCGCGCAACUUUAAGCGCAUUAUUCUUGUGCAGCGUCUCAUCAUCUCCUCUGUCAAAAGAUCCAGGCACAAAGACACUGAGGAUGGUGUGUGGAUGGGCCGUGCCUCCUGCCUGACAACACCCGUUCUUUCUGGGGCCUGCUGGAGUCGGGGUCUCACUCACCAGCACAGACCUGUGUGUGGUCCCAGGCCUGAAACUUUCACACCUUAGACUUCCCCCAUUCUUUGGCACAACUUUGAACUUACAUGUACGGUUUGAGUGUCGACAGAACUUCCUGAUGGGACUACACAAGCGAGAGGCCUGUUUCCAGACUACAAAGCACCCAGUUGAAUUCAUGGAGCUGGGGAUGACUGUGGACUUUUCAUCCCCCUGCCUCUACCUCCUGGGAUUAUAGGCAUGCUGUUCUACACUCAGUCUUCUGUAGUGCUGGGAGCAGAGCUGGGGGUUUGUGCACAAUAGGCAGGCACUCUACCAGCCAUGCUACAGCUCCAGCCUGUUACAAGUUGUUCUUAAUUAAAUCAUGUUAUAAAUUAUGCUCUAAGACCAUGUAGUCAGGUAGUUAAUGCUUUAAAAGUAAAAUGAUAUGUUAGAUGGAAAUAAAUUGGUUUCAAUAUUCCAAA
This is a messenger RNA of Rattus norvegicus (Norway rat), 16110 nucleotides long. NCBI's taxonomy places the organism in Eukaryota, Metazoa, Chordata, Mammalia, Rodentia, Muridae. The record is from RefSeq and is a predicted model, not a curated record.